Molecule: messenger RNA, 5326 nt
Organism: Gryllus bimaculatus (two-spotted cricket)
Lineage: Eukaryota; Metazoa; Arthropoda; Insecta; Orthoptera; Gryllidae
Source: the annotation of a GenBank genome assembly
GCGACCCUGCUAGUCUCAACUACUGCGGCUGGAGCUAACUGGAGUGAGGCCGCCCGCAGCCACGCCCCCGCCCCACCCUCCGGCCCCGCCGCCCGACGCCCCAACCCCGCCGCCCUCGCGCCACCACCAUCACCACCACCAUCACCAUCAUCAUCACCACCAUCAUCACCACUCGCAUCGACACCACGGGUCAGAUACAAACUGAAAUUGCUUAUGAUUUCAGAUCAGAAGAAUGUAAAUUUCGUCUUACAAGAGUGCAUGACAUGUGGAAAUGUACCCAUGAUUGAUCUUCUGUCAUCUCAUCUGGACAAAGUGAAACAACAGAAGUGUGAUGCAUCACAACAACCUUGCUCAUGGGCAAACAACUUUUCAGUUCUCUCAAAGAUAUGUUCAAAUGGCUGUGACCUGACCAGUGUGCAUGAAAAUUACCAAAUACCUUUGCAUUUCUUAGUUUCUGGUGACAUUCAGGGUAACUGGGAAAAUCUACUUGAGGCUGUGAAAUUUCUUUCUAAUAUCAAACAAGAUCAGAAGAUUUCUCCUGAGAUCUGUCAUGAGCCAUUCUUCCCACUAUCAAUAACAGAUACAGAAGGUAAUACCCCACUUCUGAUAUUGGGGAGAAGAUUACUGAAGGCUGGUGCAUUUGACCAAGCUGCCCAGCUCAGCAAGAUGCUUCUAGAAGCUGGAAGUGACCCAAAUGCUGUAAACUUGGAAGGUCGUAGCCUCUUGUCGUAUAGCAUCAACUACAUGGAUGACAGUGUGGAACUCACCAGAGUGUUGUUGAAUGGCGGUGCAUCUGUAUGGCCCCUGGGUCUCUCUGUGUGUGGAAAUGUAGAGAGUGUGGAGAAUGUUGGUUCUACAAGCUUGCCUUCAGAACAGUGCUCUGCAUUCACUUGGUUUUUACGUGGAGUGAUACGACGGAGAAAAUUAGAUGAACAUUGCUGCCGUACUUUAAAUUUGAUUUCAGAGGUGAUGGGUGAACACCCUACUAGAAUGCAUAGUCAUGUAAUGCGCACUAUGUUUCGACAUGCCAAAUGCUACAAAGUGUUAGGACCUGUCUUCUACCAACUUAAAAUUGCUAUGAUGAGAUAUUGGACUCAGCCAUUGGAGUUGCGUUUCAUGUGUAGAGGGACAAUUCGUUCAGCAAUGGGAUCAGAGAGAAUGUUGGCAGGCGCAACAAGUCAGCUUGGCCUCCCUAGCCCUCUGGAGAGGUACAUAUGCUUGGAAUAAUUGGAAUUUUGCAUAUCUUGACAUUAUUCAUUAUGUUACCAUAAUAUUGUCAUUGUAAGUACAAGUGAUGGUGGUUAAGCAUGCUUAAAAACUGAAAGAAUUAGAGACAUCUCCCUGUUUAAAAUCUGUUUUGAAAGAUCAUAUUAAUUUACUUAAUUGCUAGUCUUCAAAAUCUCUAAGAACUCCCACAAUUUUUAAUUCUAACUUUUUAGUUUUUAUACAUGCUUAAUAAUGAACUUGUUGCUUAUAUACGAGGCACUUUUUCUUGUGAUAUUUCCUUUGUUGUAAGAAAUUAUCUUUAUCUGUAGAGUAAUUUAUAUUAGAAUUUUUUUUCUGAAAUCUACCUUUUAUAGAAUUGAUCGUUAAAUGACUUGGAGUUCUCCUACUUAUGAAAGUAUGGCAACAUGACAGCCAAAUAUCUAUGUUCUACAGUUUGGACAUCUAGAAUGUCUGUAAUACGACAUCCUAAUAUCUGUAGAAUAAUAUCAUUAAGCAUUUCCAAGUUUUCUUACAUUUUUUAGACUGCUAAAGAAAUUCAUAUAUUUUCCAUGCAUGUUAAGAAUAAAAUUAUAGUUAAAAGUUUGUGGAAUGAAUGGGAAAGAGAAACAGUUAUAUGACAUACUGUGCCAAAACUUGUAUUAUUGUUUUCACAACUAUAAAACAUCAAUGUUUAUAAAGUCUGGGCAGUACAGUGAGAUGAUUGCUUUUUACUGUAAUAAGUAAUUUGUGAGUUAUCAUUAAAACAGAAUUUCGACACCAUAAAAGGACAUUUAAAUUAAUUUGAAUGGACAACAUUCAAACUUUUUCCUACAAAAGAAUGCCAGAUGACUUUUAAAAACAUUUAUAUUUAUGAAAUUUAACAUCUAAUAUGAAACAUUUCAAGCAAUGAAUUAAAUUUCUUUCAUUUUUAUCUCUUAAAACCUUUAAAAAUUAGUUUCCCAAGUGGAAAUGUUGAAAAUUCAUAUUGAAAUAUUCAAAUUUGAAAGGAAAUGUGUUGUUAUUUUCUAAACUAUACAAGCUGAUGCAUAUUGAAUUAAAAAUUCAAUAACUUGUGAAGUUUUGAUUUUAUAUUUUUAUUUUUUGUCUUGUGGUUGAUAAAAUUAUUGAGAAAAAGUGAAUAUGUUAUUAUUGACUUAUACAUUUUACAUACUUAAUAAAAAACCCUGAAAUUGUUUCACAUGGUAUACAAGUUGACAAUGACAAAUAUUACAUAAUGAUGUUAAAUGAACAUAAUGAAUGUUGAAAAUGAUUAUAUUGAAUUGCCUUUUAUGUAUUCACUUCUAAGAGGUAACAAAAAUGUUAUAGUACUACAUUUGUAUCAAAAUUUUCAAACAAUUUCAUAUUCAAAAUCUGUUUAAUUGCAUCUUGUAUGUUAGUGAAAUAUAAAUAAUAAGUUUGAGGCUCAACAACUCCACAGAGAUAUCUGAUUUUAUCUGGAUAUGAGACCAGAGUGUUAAUUAUCUAAUUAAUAUAAUUUACAUUCCAGAUAUCAAUUUUUUAUUUAGUUUUAAAGGAAACAUUUUGUAAUGUAUUUUCAAAAAUUGCUUAACAAAUUAAUGUUUCUAAAAGCAGAAACAGUUAUUUAAUAAUAAAACAUGUCUCAAGAUGACAAUUUUAAAGAUCAAGAACAGACAUCUCAAGAUAAAAAAUUCAAAUUUCUGACACAAUCUUGCAUUUUACAUCCUGUGUUUUGAAGAUUUCAUGUGAUAACUGUAGUAAAUUACUACAGCCCAUUAAUUACAAAAUGUAUGUAUUGUUAUUGAGUCAAGUGAUUCAUCCUGUUUGUAUAUUGAUGAACUGAUUCAACUCAAUCACUGCCAUGGUGUAAGAUUCACCUUUUUGAUUGAUGUUAUUCACAAUUCUAUAAAAAGAACAUUUUUCUUGCAGAAUGCAGAAAGUACUCAAGCUUUUAGUCUGAUGUACUUGAAAGAGCUCUUUAAGAAAUCAAUUUUGAUGUAUUAAAUAUAUUUCAUAAAUGAUAUUCAAAUGCACUGCCAGCAGAUACACAAGUUAUUUACUUUUAACUAAAUCUACUUCACUUUAAACCUUCAUUGACAGUUGUUAUAAUAUAUACAUUUUAAUAAGUUUCAACAAACGUCAUCACUGUUCUGUUUUUAUGAUGUUCAUAGGUAUAAAACAAUAUGCAAUGUACAUAAGGUAUACUAAUGGGCUGUGAUACAGAUUGAGCAACAAAAAAUCUAUAACUAACACUUGAUUAUAAAUGUAAUGAAUUUGUUUCUUAAAUACUUAAUGUAUUAUUAAAAUCUCUGGCUACAGAACAAUGCUCACCUGUGUUUCACAUUAGGCAUUUUAACUUGUUUAAACCACAGUUGACCUAAUAACAAUCAUAUCAACAAAAUCCUUUAGUGAGUGUUAUUCAGAAAGUCAUCUUGAUUAUGAUUUAAAAUAAUUAGAUCAAUGAAUGAAUGUCACACACAUAUAUAACUGAGGUAGUUGCAUAAUUUUUCUCACUGCCAGAAUUAAUAUAAUAUCAUGAUUUUGCUACGUUAAAAUAGUUCUUGUAGAUCAAGGAAGCCAAUGUCUUCAUCAAAAUAUUAGCAGUUCUUUAAAAUUUCUGAUAAGCUCAUGACAGCCUAAAGCAAUAUAUGAUAUAAAUAACAGACUGCUUGCAUAGUACUCUGAUUUUCAUUUGUAUAAAAUACAUUAGGUUUCCAGUUUUGUGUAACAUAGACAAAAUAUUAAAGGACAAUUUAUAAUAGUACCAUUGUAUUUAACUUGAAUGAGUACGUGUAUCUAUUUGCAGAAUCUAGAAAUGCAAUUUAAUUGGAAUUCCAGUAUAGCAAGUAGUCACAUACAGGGGCUUUUGAAACCCUUCAUUAAAUUUUAUUUCCCAGUACAAACAGUUACUCCAAAAUAAAAUAGUGGAAAAGAGAAUCUCUUUUAUCCUCAAUAUUAUGAAAAUUAAGUAAAACAAUAAAGUAUUUCUUUGUAUAUAUUUGUCUCAUAAAUAUUCAUGUGUUCUAUUUCCUGAGAUUUGACUAUAUUCUGCAAUAUCUUGCCAAAUGUAGAAUAAGAUUAUGUAAGAAUGUUCCUUCUGACAUACAUUGUUAAUAUAAUUAGUUUGCUACAAUUUGCUAUGUAAUCAGAUAACAAAUAUCACCAUUCUAAGAGAGCAUGAACAAUAUUAUCUGCUAGAUUAAAUAAUCCUGACAUUAGAUUGUUUGCGAUUUGUGUUCAGAUUUUUUAAUCUUGUUUUGUUUCCUCAUUUACUAAUUGUCGAUGCAAUGCUACCUUUAGAAUGGAUCAUACAUAAUUUGAGCAAAAUUUAUAUUUGCUGAUCUUCCUUGUGUGAGUGGGAGAGUGUUGCAAUAUAGUCCUUUAGUUUCUGACAAAUCAGUAAUCUUAGGGCAAAUAGUAGUGCUCUUCAGUAUUGUAUUGUAGUAUAAAUAUAUGCAUCUUUUAAUGAGGUGUAUUCAAUGAGCUUGCUUGAUGCUUCUAAAAUCAGGGUAACAUUUAGUGAUAUUUAAAAAGGAGAAUGAGUAAUCAUUGUACCACAAGGGAUAGUUUUAUAAACCAGUGACAAUGUACUUGAAAAUAUUCAACUCACUGCCUAUACCUACAUGUGUUUCAUUGUAAAAGUAAUCUAUGCUGUAAAUGUAUUAUAUUCUGUUCACAAACUUGAAGCACCAUUAGCUUCUUACAUGCUGUAUUUAUUUGCAGGACAGGCAUUUCGCCUAAUGUUCACCUUAAAGUGUAUUAUUAUGUAUUGUAAGAUGAGUAUAUGAAACUUGCUCAGGAAAUAAUACCUAGUUCCAAAUGAACUUGUUUACCUACUUCCAUUACAGUAGUCAAUUUCCUUUAUUUAUCCAUUAGUAUAUAAUAGGUUAACACAUGACAUUUUCUUACACAGCCUGAUAAAAGGCACUCCAACAGUGUAUGCAAGAGCAAUCUAUUCCCUCACAACCAUUUUUGUAUGAAUUCACUGUUCUUUGUUAAUAUAGUCUUUUCAAGGUCUUUUUUACUUAAUGUUAAAGUUAAACAAAGUAGACAAUGUUUGACUGAAAUUAGGUAGGUGGUGUAAACAUUUCACCACUGAACCUUUGAAUGUAUUGAAUGGUAACAAAUAAAUGAACAUACA